Molecule: messenger RNA, 1074 nt
Organism: Saccostrea cuccullata (small rock oyster)
Lineage: Eukaryota; Metazoa; Mollusca; Bivalvia; Ostreida; Ostreidae
Product: octopamine receptor beta-2R-like
Exons: 1
Coding region: 1-1074 (357 amino acids)
Biological process (GO): neuropeptide signaling pathway
Cellular component (GO): plasma membrane
Molecular function (GO): neuropeptide receptor activity
Source: RefSeq, a predicted model, not a curated record
AUGGAGAUACCAGUGGACGUAUCAAAUAUAGACUUCAUCUAUCAUUUACCCAAUGCCAUUAUCCUUGUGUUUUACGUCGUUCUAGGCAGUCUGGGAAAUGUUUCUGUAAUUAUCGUGUACGUGAAGGACAUGAAAAAUGUCUUCAGUUCCGGACGGCUUUUUAUUCCCUUCCUGGCUUUUGUUGAUCUUAUCACACUUAAUUAUAAUGGUUGGGUAGAAUUUUCAUCAGAGGUUCAGCAGUUUCAUGACACCAGGGACAAAGAAUUGGCUUGUAAGAUCAACAAAUUCAUCGGUCUCGUUUUGGUUGUAACUUCCGGUUGUAUUUACUUCGCCAUUGCGGUCCACAGGUAUAUGUUAAUAUGUAGACCUCAUAGUAAAGCCAUUACUCUGAAAGUUAAAGUCGCCAUCAUGUUUGUACUCGGGAUUUUCGUUGUGGGAAUCUCCGUUCCAAGUUACUUUUUCGCUGGAUUCACUUCAAUUUUGAUAAGGUCGAAGAUAUUUGUAAAUGAAACAAAGACGGUCUUUAUAUGCGGUACGGAGGAACGCUUUGAAAACGCUACCAGCUCAAAUGCAUAUUACUACAUUUUAACGAUCAAUUCUCUCAUAUGGAGUUCUCUAAUGGCCAUACUUUACACAACAGUGGGUAGAAAAAUACGUCAGACAAUGAAAGAAGCAAAGACACCAAAACCAAAAACAAAAGAUGAUUACGAACCUUCCAAUACAGAUUCGUCAAGCAAGGGUCGUGACCCCGAGCAGAAGCCCAAACCGAGGCUAGUGAAACAGAUAACUGCCAGGUCUAUUACAACCUUCAUCACAAACAACCGUCUGUCUUGGAUGUUUAUUCUGAUGACUAUACUUAAUGUCGUGUGUUUUGUACCCAAGUUAAUACUGGAUAUCCAUUACAAUAAAGACAGGUACUUCUUCCUGGGGAAAUCUAUGUCUCUCUGUUUGCUGCUAGUGUUUUUUGAUAACUUCUAUCUUUUCAACAACGUGGUUAAUCCGUUUAUUUAUGGAUUUUUUGAUAAGGAGUUUAGAACCAGAUUUAAGAGAAGAUUUUGUAAAUACUGUAAUUGA